AUGGAAGAGCGAGAGAUUGUGCAGCAUUUUCUGAGGGUGAUGCCUUCGAAAUUCGACACACUUACCUUGCCACUAGAGCAGUAUAGUGAUUUGGACAAGGUGAGCCUUGACAAGGUAAUUGGCUCUCUCACUGUUCAUGAGCUGCAGCUCAAGGAACGGGAAUCUCAUGAAGAAGAGUAG
Spirodela intermedia is the source of this 180-nucleotide messenger RNA. NCBI's taxonomy places the organism in Eukaryota, Viridiplantae, Streptophyta, Magnoliopsida, Alismatales, Araceae. The record is from the annotation of a GenBank genome assembly.